Messenger RNA from Zea mays, 3079 nucleotides. RefSeq names its product carbonic anhydrase. The record is from RefSeq and is a predicted model, not a curated record. The coding region runs from base 1545 to 2507 and encodes 320 amino acids. Gene Ontology annotation, biological process: carbon utilization. Gene Ontology annotation, molecular function: zinc ion binding; carbonate dehydratase activity. The transcript is spliced from 10 exons. Lineage: Eukaryota; Viridiplantae; Streptophyta; Magnoliopsida; Poales; Poaceae.
UUGUCUUCCCUAUAGAGCCAAUCGCAAGCCUUGCUGCCAUGGAAGUUGGGAGGGGAGCACGUGCCCAGGUGCCCGUCCAGGAUCCACCACAACCGCCAGUGCCUUUUACAGGUCAUGCCGCGGACGGCACUGCUUCGCCUUGCUGCAGCUUCGACGCGCGCGUCCUCGGCUCCCGCGGCGCGGCGGCUGUACUCGUCCUCACACUCACACGGACACGGCAGCGAGGAGCACGCGAUCACUCGGGAGGAUGAGCAGCUUCCACCGCCGCCCCACGGGCCGGACCCCGGCGUGCGGCGGCUGCCUCGUCGCCGUGGAGAGCAUCGGUGAGCAUGGAUAGAUAGUAAGCUUGCAUUCGAGCACUUCUGCAGUUCUGCUCAUGCGAAUACCCAGUGUUUCUUUUCUGCACUUCUUCUUUCCCUCCUCGCCAUUGCGAUUGCGACCACAUUCGUCUUCGUGGUGGCCGCAAUUAGGGCUCCACGAAAUACUCGUGGCUCGAUAACUCGCUCGAUUCGGUUCGUUUUAAUUUUGUAGCGAGCAAGCUAGCAUUCUAGCUCGUUUCUCUAAUGAGCCAGCUCGGGUAAGCUCGUGAGCUAGCUCGUGAGCCAAACAAGCCAAGCCACAACACAAGUUUGUCUAGUUAUUGGUGUCAUCUCAUCUCUCAUAGUCUUGUUUUCUCGUAGUUAUAAUCUUAGAUAUGGACAUGUGUGAAUGUGUCAUAUGCUCUUAUUGCUAUCUUAUUAUAAUAAGGGUAUAAAUCUGUAAGUUAAUACAUAUUUGGUUAUUUAAUUUAAUAUUAAAAGUAAGAACCUAGAACGAUGAUAUGAUAAUAAUAUUAUAAAGGUUUUGGGUGUGUAGUGUUAAACACUUAAAAUAUGAUUUUUCAGUUAUAUAUAUUUAUGUACAUAGAUCUUUUAUUUAGUUGUGUAGCUCGCGAGCCUAACGAGCUGACUCGAGCUUCCUAACGAGCCGAGUCGAGCCAGAUGUUUAGCUCGUUAGUAUAACGAGUCAAGCCGAGCUAGCUUAUUACAGUAACGAGACAUAAGCCUAGCCGCACUCUUCUUCUAAUCAAUCACAACACGACAUAUGCGUAUGGGCACAAGCAAGCAAAUGGCAAAUCCAAUCAUUCUAUUGUGAUGGGUUGCCAGUUGUCACGCUAUCUCUAUUAUAUUACUGCUUGGUCCCCGCGGCAACGGCUCCAACAACUAGGGAAAUCGACGGUGAGGAUCGUUCCACCGCACAUCCAAGCCGACAACGGCAACGCCACCCGCACGUCCCGCGCGGUCCGUCGGUCGCCCCCAGGAAACCACUGAAGUUUCAGCCCCAAACAGUCCAAUCACGCUAAUUAAUUACUUUCCCCCCAAAAAAAAGCCCCCCACCGCCUCGACCUCGAUUCCUCCGCCCCCAUCGCCGUCGUCUCCUCCUCCGCCUCCCUGUCUGUCCGCUCCGCACCUCCCCUAAAAAACCCCCCCGGCCAUUGCCGCACCGAGCUCCCCUUCCUCAAAUGCCCCAGGCCCGGACGCCUCGACGCCCAGCUCCGUGCUCGCAUGGCUAGCGGCGUCCUCCAUCGCUCCGCCUCCCUAUGUCUCCGCCCGGCCGCCGGCUCCUCCGCCGACUCCGGCCGGGGCCACGGCGCGGUUAUGAUCGGUGAUUCGAGGACGCGCGUUGCUGCUCUGCGGCUGGGAGGAUCUAGCCGGUCACGCAGCUGUCUGUCUUCAUGCUUCCCUUGCUUCCAUCGUUUUCGGAGAGAGUUAUUAUCUGUCACAAUGGCCUCCAGAGAUCACACUGGCUUGACCCGACAACUUCUUGAUUUUCAACAUGAUACAAUAGAUGAGGUAGGCGCAGGACAUGACCCAUUCAUUGAUUUGAAAGCGAGAUUCAUGGACUUUAAACAGAGAAACUAUGUGGAAAAAUUUUCAAAUUACCAAACCCUUGCUGAGCAGCAAACACCAAAGUUCAUGGUGGUUGCUUGUGCUGACUCCAGGGUCUGCCCUACCGCUGUUUUGGGGUUUCAGCCUGGGGAAGCAUUUACAGUUCGUAAUGUGGCAAAUUUGGUACCACCAUAUGAGCAUGGGGGGACAGAGACUAGUGCAGCACUAGAGUUUGCUGUCAAUACCCUCCAGGUAGAAAAUGUACUGGUGAUAGGCCACAGUAGGUGUGGGGGCAUCCAGGCACUAAUGAGCAUGAAAGAUGAUUCGACCUCCGGAAGCUUCAUUAAAAACUGGGUUUCAAUUGGGAAGAGCGCAAGGUUAAGCACGAAAGCUGCAGCUGGAAAUAUGAGUUUUGACAUACAGUGCAAACAUUGUGAAAAGGAAUCAAUAAAUAGUUCUCUGUUGAACUUGUUAACAUACCCAUGGAUUGAGAAGAGGGUGAAUGAAGGCACUUUGAAUCUUCAUGGAGGCUACUACAACUUCGUCGAUUGCACAUUUGAGAAAUGGACAUUGUUGUACCGUGAAGGGUUGGAAGGUGGAAGCAAGUAUGCCAUAAAGAACCGGUCCACCUGGUGUUGACCAACGAAGGUCGUGUUUACUUGGGUAAAUUUCACUCUGCCCCCCGCUGUUCAGCAUGGUUUCGCUUUGCCACUACGUUGUCCAUUUCCCAUUGCACCUUUGCUCCAUUGUGGCAUCGAUGUUCUCCGGGUCCCGGUAUCAAAUAACUGUGGCAAGGCUGUUGGCAUGCCAGCUUGAACUGCGUGUUGUAGUGUCGCAUACACAUGCGCAGGCACGUCUGCAUCGUAGCAGUUAUUUGAUACAGGAACUUUUUGAUACUGUAGAAGCACAAUACCACAAUGGAGUGAGGUGCAACGCGCGAUGGACAAUAUGGUUGCAAGGUGAAAGUCUGUGGAACUGCCGGGGGCAAAGUGAAUUUUAUCCAACUAUCUGUAAUAUGUGUGCUGUUUUCCGGUUGAAACUAUUAAGAAAAAAAUAGGAAUAAGCUGCAGGAUCGGUCGUAAUGCGUGUAAUUGUCGCCACAUUUGGCAUUACCUUGCUAUUGUAACAUUUGUACCAUUUGUUGUAUCAUUAUAACUGAGAUAUAUACGGUCUCGUCAAAUUUGCUUGGUGACAAUGUUGUUUGUUUGGAA